Molecule: messenger RNA, 1832 nt
Organism: Mugil cephalus (flathead mullet)
Lineage: Eukaryota; Metazoa; Chordata; Actinopteri; Mugiliformes; Mugilidae
Product: transmembrane protein 275-like
Exons: 2
Coding region: 521-1147 (208 amino acids)
Source: RefSeq, a predicted model, not a curated record
GGAGGUGGUGUGAUUAACCUGCCCACGCAUGGACAAGAAAGAUAGCGAUCCUCUUACAGAUGCUGCGUCCUUGUUUCUCUGAAAGCAGAGGGUGAAGAGGAGGGUAACUGAUACCCAGAUGGAUCAUAAACAAUAGAGCAAGAAGAAGUAGCAAGGUGCUCUGCGUCAUCUUUUGUCUCUGCACUGAUUUAUAAGAGCGUCCUCGGUGUGUCUGAUGUUGAUUUUUCUCAGUGCGCACACGCAAAACUUGAUCACUUCAUAGGCCCGAUUUGAUUGGACGAUUUGUUUUAAUGAGCUCUGCAGCGCACCUAGUGGUCAGAGGCGAGCGGAACAGCAGCAGCCGCUCACUCCGCUGUUCACCGACUGGAGGAAGAGAGCACAGCCAACUCCUCGACUCCUGCACAGCAUGAUGGACGGACGAAACACCGCGAAACACUUAUGAUCUCAGUCUCUUCCCCAUAGUCUCUGUCUUGUCAUGUGAUCAGUCAUUCAGUCUGAUCACCAGAGCUCUCAGUGAGACAUGGUAUUACCUGAAAAAUCCUCCAGAGCACCUGCUCCCAAAAAGACCCCCGAGCAGCACGCCCUGCGGCACCAGAGCCUUCCCUCCCCGGCCCUGUGCUGCGCCUGCGGCCUGUGCAUCAUGCUGGCGGGCAUCAACAUCACCCUGGUGGGAGCUUUCGCCCUCACCUUCAUCCCCACUCGCAACCCCCCCAUCGUCAUCGGGCCUCUUCUACUGUUGGUGGCACUGGCUUUCUUCACGGCCUGCUGCGUGGUCAGCAGGAGGCCUCCGGCGCACAUGGCCAGGAAGGCCAAAGGAGGCGAGAAGUGGGGGCUGAUGCGGAUGGGUACGGCGGCAUUUGAGAUGGAGACGAGCGAGCACACCCUUCAGGACACAACGGCCGUCCAGCUCAGCCCCACCAACUCCCCCAGCUCCUCUCAGAAGUCAGGCUCCAGUCACGGAGACGCAGCCACCGCCGCCGCCGCUGCCGCCGCCGCCGCCGCCGCCACAGUCCCACCUUCCUGCCAGGAUGGAGCCGGUGAGCUGGACAUGUCAGAGAUCUCUGACACGGAGGUCACUGGAGAUAAACCAAGCAAAGAUAGGAGCUCCACACAGAGGCUGCCUGAGCAGGACACUUCUGCAACGUAGCAGAGGGUUUUUAUGUGUAAACUGAUUGUGAUUAACAGGAUUGAUAUUUGUACAUAUGAUUAGACAAGAGACCCUGAUCAAUGGCCAACAGACCGCCUGCCUUCAGACUAAAACAUGUUUGGAAAAUUAGCUCAUUCAGUGUGUUCAGGAUGUUCCUAUAUGUUUAUUGCUCUGUUCCAAGAUGCUCAUUGCGUUGCCAGUAGCAGCAAUAGGAAUGGAGAUGAUACCUUAAUCCAAGUGAGUGUUUGUGUGUUUCCUGUUGUAUGAAACAUCCAUCUCAGGCUGAUUAUCCUCUAUUCAUGUCCUGUGGAUUGACCGUUGUUAGCGCUUGUCACCUUAUGAAAGGAGGAUGAGCGUGUCCAGCGAGGCUUCUCUGAGUUUUAAAAGCUGUUGUUGUGUAAGCCCGGUAAAGCUGUGCCACAGGUUUUUCCCACACUUUUAUAAGUGCUCUCUCUCUCUCUCUCUCUCUCUCUCUCUCUCUCUCUCUAUCUCUGCUUGCAUCAGCCGCAGUGAGUAAUGGUGCAACCUUGAGCCGUGUAUUCAGUAACAAGUCAGUGUUCGGUGUGCUUGUCUGUGCCUGCGUUGCAGCGUCGUGACAUUAAUUGUUACCACAAAUGUUAUCACAUGUUUGGGACACAUGUACGUUCACAUGUACUUCACUGUAAGAAGCUUCAAUAAAGUAUCA